Messenger RNA from Lachancea sp. 'fantastica', 1407 nucleotides. NCBI's taxonomy places the organism in Eukaryota, Fungi, Ascomycota, Saccharomycetes, Saccharomycetales, Saccharomycetaceae. The record is from the annotation of a GenBank genome assembly.
AUGUCUGCGGUAGAGGUUUUGUCCAAGUUCGCCAAGUUUAUUGGGCCAGGUAUUCUCAUCAGUGUUGCUUAUAUGGACCCUGGCAAUUACUCUACCAGUGUAUCCGGUGGUGCACAGUUCCAAUAUCAGCUGCUGUUUGUGGUUUUUGUCUCGAACAUCUUUGCAGUGGUUUUGCAAUGUCUGUGUGUGAAGCUGGGGACUAUAACAGGCAGAGACUUGGCUGAAAAUUGUCGUCGACACCUACCUCAUAAGUUGAACGUGGCAAUUUUCGUGUUUGCUGAACUCGCUAUCGUGGCUACCGAUUUGGCAGAAGUCGUUGGAACAGCUGUAGCAUUGCGAAUUCUAUUCCACAUACCAUUGUUGUGGGGUGUUGCGUUGACGAUUUUGGAUGUCCUGGCGAUCUUGAUAUUCUAUAAGCCUGAAGCUCAGUCCAUGAAACAGGUGCGUUUGUUUGAAAUGUUCGUCACAACUUUGGUCGCGGCCACUGUGGUUUGUUUUAUCUUGGAACUUUUCAAAAUUUCUAUACCCAACAAACUUGCUGUUUUCAAGGGCUACUUCCCAUCAACUAUCAUCCUGGAAAAUAACCAGGCCAUGUACAUUUCUUUGGGAAUCUUAGGUGCCACUGUCAUGCCACAUUCGCUCUUUUUGGGCUCCUCAGUCGUCAAACCCAGACUGCAUGAUUAUGAUCUCAAACAGUACGGGAAAGUUAGCCGUAAACCUUCCCUAGCGGCCAUCAAGUACACUUUGAACUACUCAUAUGCGGAACUGAUCAUUUCCUUGUUUCUCAUAGCUACGUUUGUCAACUCAGCCAUUCUUAUCGUUGCAGCUGCAACAUUGCAUGGACAGCCCGAUGCAGAAGACGCCGACCUCACAUCAAUCUUCCAACUGCUGAGCUACUACAUUUCUCCAGCCGCAGGUUUGAUAUUUGCGCUUGCGAUGCUUUUCUCGGGCCAAUCUGCCGGUGUAAUUUGUACAAUGGCAGGUCAAAUUGUCUCGGAGGGAUUUUUGAAAUGGACUCUCAAACCAUGGGUUACUAGAUUCGUGACAAGACUGAUUGCUAUAUUGCCUUGUUUCUUUGUUGCUGCCCUUUUCGGUGAAAAGGGUGUUUCCAGCAUCUUAAAUUUGAGUCAAGUUGUGCUGUCACUGAUCCUUCCUAUUGUAUCAGCGCCUCUAAUCUACUUCACUUGCAACAGCAAGAUCAUGUCGGUGGAUGAAAGCAGGCAGUUGAACCCAGACGAAUACGAAGCCACCGAGACUACAGCAUUGACGUCAAGACCAGUAGGAAAAGUCAACUAUGCCAACAGCAGAUGGCUCGCCAUAACCUCCAUCUUGGUUUGGAUUACGAUUAGUGGAUUGAACUGCUACCUUGUUAUAGCUUAUCUGUCAGGAGCCGACGUUCACUUUUAA